AAUAUGUUAAUAUAUAUAAAAGAGAGCCAAUGUACGUUAAAGCUAAUAUAAACAUAUAUAUUUAUAUGCAGGUGUUUUCUGGUUGGUUGGAAAAGUUCUUGUAUUCUAUGUAUGUACAUAUGUAUGUAUAUGCAAGUAGUUGGAUUCCUUCUAAUCCUAAUAUAUUUGGGUGGGGAAAUUGCGCCAAAAAUGAAAGUUGAAAAAGAAAUCGUCAACGGAAUUUUAGUUCUUAUAGAAUUUCGUCGAGAAAAGUUUAGCUCGGUCGCCAAUUCGUUUUCUAAGUGUUUUAAGUGAAUUUUAAAUAAUUUUAAUUAAAAAAUGGCUAGAGUUAGGAAGUGUCGCGUUCGCGAGUGUGAGACAGAAUCUUCCGGAAGAUUCUUCUCAUUCCCUAAAAGAGAGGAGGAGCUCCUGAAGUGGGUGGAAAAUUUACGCAUCCCACCAUCGCAGGAUUUACCCACCCACAAUGCAUUUGUUUGCAUUAAGCACUUCGAACAAAGUGCUGUGGGUGUGAAAAAGUUGAAGGCACAGGCUGUGCCCACCCUAAACCUUGGAUACGACGAACCCCCUAAGCAUUUGUGGACGACUCAAUUGCCGGUUCGAAGGUGCUGCAUUUCGAAUUGCGUUAAUAGGCAGAAAACGCUCUACAAAUUUCCUAAAGAGAAAGAUGUUCGAGAAAGUUGGGCAAAGGCUUGCAACUUAGUUGUGUCGCCUUCCGAUAGUCUUUUUAUUUGUCGUAACCAUUUCGAUUCGCAGUACGUUACCAAAUUCAAACUAUUGCCUGGGGCUUUUCCCUGUUUCAGAUUAGGUUCAGCACUAAGUCGUAGCUCAUCUAGUGCUGACUCAAUUUGGGUGUGCCCGCCCGUUUCUAAAACUUAUGGUUGUCCUGAGGUAGCUGUAGGAAGUAAAGAAGAGAAGGACGACAUAACUUUGAGGGAAUUCGAAAUAUAUUCAAUUUUAGAACAAAGGAGAUUAGAAUUAGAACCCCAAAAUGACGACGUAGGCUGCAUUAGAUAG
Messenger RNA from Bactrocera tryoni, 1014 nucleotides. RefSeq lists its product as uncharacterized. The transcript has 2 exons. The coding region runs from base 319 to 1014 and encodes 231 amino acids. The record is from RefSeq and is a predicted model, not a curated record. Lineage: Eukaryota; Metazoa; Arthropoda; Insecta; Diptera; Tephritidae. Gene Ontology annotation, molecular function: sequence-specific DNA binding.